CAAAGACAUUUGGUGACUACCCUUUUGAAACCCUCUUUCAAAUCAGUCAAGAAACUGAAAACAAACCAACUCUACCCAUGUCUACAUGUUGCUCUAAUCCUUCUUUAAUGGGUCAAAAUCAAGAAAUCUUGGCCAAAGAGUCGUCGAACGAGGAGCAAGGCGCGAGCUUUUUGAUGCGGAAGGGGAACCCGGGUCGUGGUUUGAUCCGGGAAGCAUCCAUGAUGAAUCUUGGUAGCGGGAACGGCAGAGAAGAUGAUAUCGAAGAUGAUGAGAGUGAGUUCACGAUGGGGAGGUUGAUCCGGCAAGCGUCUCUCGACUCUUCUCGUUCGUCUCCUCCGCAACGAAUCGCUAAGGUUAUGACAGGAAGUUCGAGUUUACCUCGAUAUCCGUUACAAAAACCCGAAGCAAAUCAAGAAAAGAUGAGGAACAGAAGCAAAAACUCCAUGAAAAUGGGGAAGAAGGCACCAACAAUCCCAGCAGGGUGGGUUGAUAAGGGUUCAUCAGAAGAUAUGAAGGAACAAAUCAAGUUCUGGGCCAGAGCUGUGGCUUUCAAUGUCCACCAAGAUCGGUAUUAAACCGAUAAGAACAGAUACGUACGUAUUACGUACAAACAGUGUACAUAAUUAUAAAAGUUUGAUCCGGUUAACUCAUAAAUAUGAUGCUAACCGAAACUUUUUUGAGUUUUUGCGAUGUAAUUAACUCGAUUUCAAUAAAAUGAUUUUACGUUUGA
Cynara cardunculus var. scolymus (artichoke) is the source of this 730-nucleotide messenger RNA. RefSeq lists its product as uncharacterized. Lineage: Eukaryota; Viridiplantae; Streptophyta; Magnoliopsida; Asterales; Asteraceae. The record is from RefSeq and is a predicted model, not a curated record. The transcript has 2 exons. Bases 78 to 575 code for a protein of 165 amino acids.